This is a messenger RNA of Penicillium expansum, 1590 nucleotides long. Its product is annotated as bZIP transcription factor. The transcript is spliced from 2 exons. Bases 1 to 1590 code for a protein of 529 amino acids. Lineage: Eukaryota; Fungi; Ascomycota; Eurotiomycetes; Eurotiales; Aspergillaceae. Gene Ontology annotation, molecular function: DNA-binding transcription factor activity. The record is from RefSeq and is a predicted model, not a curated record. Gene Ontology annotation, biological process: regulation of DNA-templated transcription.
AUGGCCACCCGCACUACAAACGCCAAUGAGCAUGUGGCGCCUCCUCCCGGCUUGCCUGAAUGUUCGCAACCUACCCCCCUCGGCAGACCCGAAGACUCGCCAACUCCUUCUUGUGCGGCCUCGAUAGACGCGGAGGGACUAUUGGACAAUGGCACGAAAUCAGGACGCAAGCGCAAGCUAAAUAGCAUGUCAUCAAGGGGUGUCGCCAAUCUGACUCCCGAUCAGUUGGCCAAAAAGCGGGCCAACGACCGCCAAGCGCAGCGCGCAAUUCGAGAAAGGACCAAGGGCCACAUAGAAGCUCUGGAGCAACAGGUCCGGGACCUAUCGUCACAAAAACCCUACCUCGAUCUUCAAGAAGCUCUACGCCAGAAUGAGACGGUGCGGUCGGAGAACGCAGAGCUUCGCCAAGGGCUCAAGGCAGCAAUGGACAUUCUCCAACCAUUGAUAGCUAAGCCAGAACUAUCAGAUGCAUCUCCUUCUCUAGCUAUACCCACACCCAUCCCGCCCCCUUCGCAAACAUCGCCAUUACCCGACACCGAUCACCUCACCCCGAUUCCAGGCGAUAAAUUCUAUGCCGAGUCUCUUGCCAGUCUCGACACCCCUUCUCCGACUCAUUCUGCACCCACUUUCGGGAGUCGCCGCAACAGUACUAAUGGAUGCCCUCCGUCGACCUCUCUCCGUGUCGCAUGGGACUCGCAACGCCAUAAUAUCACACACGGCCUGGACCUUGGCUCCGAGGAGCGUCUAGGGUUUAAUUUCCUUCUUGGCAGCUCGCAUAGUGUUCCUAAGCUUGACCUGCUUCACGCCAACAGCCCAGAAAACAUCCCAUGCGCUCACCUGAAUCCUUCGGCGCCAAUAUACCCACAUCCCUUGACUACUACCUCUGAACCUGGGCCACCUGCAUUCGCUGCUCCGAUACAAAACUUACCAGCGACGUGUCCUUUAGAUAACAUUCUUUUGGAUUUUCUCCAUAGCCGACAACGCGAGGCGGCUCAAGGCAUCCCUAGACAAAAAUUAGCCGGGCCACCGUACCCGAGUGUCUCCUCGUUGCUCAACCCAGAGAGGAGUGUUUACUCCCAUCCAGUCUCAAAGGUAUUCACAGAUAUCCUGCGCACCUUUCCGGACCUCUCGACUCUGCCGGUGCAGGUUGCCGUGCUCUACACCAUGUUUCUCCUCAUGCGCUGGCAGAUUUACCCCACUCAAGAGAACUAUGAGCGACUCCCAGAGUGGUUAACCCCGCGUCCAACACAAAUUCUCCAUCCACACCCUGCUUGGAUGGAUUACGUUCCCUGGCCGGCAAUGCGUGAUAGGAUCAUUACAAAUUAUCAGAACUACCCGUUUGAGAACUGGUUCAUUCCAUUUACAACUGGGAUGAGGGUCAAUUGGCCGUAUGAAGAUACGGACUGUUUGCUGUCAGCCGGCGACUCGGACGAGCUAGUAAUCAACCCGGUCUUCGAACGGCAUAUGAGAAAUUUGUCCAAUUGGUCAUUGGGGACCUCCUUUGCGGAGACUUAUCCCUGUUUGGCAGACACCGCUCGAAUCAAGUCGACAACACAGCACAACACCCCAGGCGGGCCAGAUCCACCAUGA